Eutrema salsugineum is the source of this 2528-nucleotide messenger RNA. RefSeq names its product serine/arginine repetitive matrix protein 2. The record is from RefSeq and is a predicted model, not a curated record. The transcript is spliced from 7 exons. NCBI's taxonomy places the organism in Eukaryota, Viridiplantae, Streptophyta, Magnoliopsida, Brassicales, Brassicaceae. The coding region runs from base 261 to 2378 and encodes 705 amino acids.
UCUCUAUACAGAUAAGAAUAAGAUAAAUCAUUACAUUUCUUCUUCAACUGGCAUCUUCGAUCCUUUCCUCAAAAAAACCCUCAAGGAUGGUGAGAUUUUGCAAUUGAUCAUCAACAUCACAAUCCAUCUGAUAAGUAUUUGUGUCAUGUUUGACUCCAAUUUGUGUGCUAAUUAAACCAACUCAUGGAAGAUGGUCAAUCCUUUCUCUGUUCUGUUGCAUAAAAGAGAUCUUAUUUAUAGAGUUGCUGUAAGUUUGUGAGAUGGAAUUGGUGUCUGGAAAAGUAGUUCCAGGUUGCUCCAAUGCAGGCAAUCCUUUCCAUGAGUGUACUGCUAUCUGUUUCGAGAGAUUAAACUCGGCAGAUGUCCACAAGAAGGAAAAGAAACUCUUUGGGUUUGGUAAGAGAACUCCAAGCAGGGACACUCCCCCAGGGAGUCCAGCUCGUGGAAGCAGAUCGCCUCUUGCCAGCUAUUUCGCCAAGAAGAAGGUUGAGUCAGACAUUUCACCUUCCACUGCUGAUCACACCAAUGGCAACUUCUUCAGCCGCCUUUCCCCGCUACAUGGACGCCCAUCCCAACUCAAGAACGAGCCUGCCAAAAAUGUGGACUCGCUCCCCAUCUCGCCUUCUCUGGCUGGAUUUUCAGGGGGAGACUAUUUUGCAAGAAGGACUGAUCAGCGCGGAGGUGAGGAUGAUGACAUGUCCCCAAGGCCCUUUGGAAACCAGCCUAAGACUCCUGAACACCCUCUUAGGACGCCUCAGCAUAGGCCCCGCACACCCCAACACCGCUCUGAUACUAGGCCGUGGCCUUACCAAGAGGACCCUAUUUCACUUGAAACUAGGCCGACGACUCCUCAACGGCGAUCCAACAUCUCUGAUAAUAGACCAAGGACCCCCAUACACGAGUCUGCUGCUGCUAUAGGAAGGAGGCCCCAAACGCCAGAAACUAGGCCGAGGACUGGACAACAUAGGGGGAGGUCACCUGAGUUCAGGGCAAGAUCCCCCGGGCCAAGGUCCAAGACACCAGAGCCUCAACCUAGCUACUUUGAACCUUUUUCAAUGACUCCAAAACAGCGGUCCAAGACGCCAGAGCCCACCCCUAGGAUUCCUCAAACACAGCCAAUAUCCCACAGAUUCCUUGACAGCGCUGCUCUUCAAAAGCCUCGGACAGCUGAAGCUAGGCCUAGGACGCCGCCAAAACACCAGUCCAGGACCGUGGAGACAAGGCCAAGAGUACAUGAAAGUAGGCCAGAGACUUUAGUCUAUGGAGGAAGGUCACCUGAUCAAAGGGAGAAGAUCUCACAAACUCAACAAACGUACUUUGAGAUGACUCAAAGACCAUCUCAGGCCUACAAUUAUCUUGGGAGCAAAGCUGAGUCGGUCUACAUUGAGACCGACGAUGAAUCAGUUCUACUCUAUCCAGAACUUAUUUUGUCACCUCAAGAAAGGCCACUCUCUAGACCCAUUACGCCUGGUCGCCGCGGAUAUGAAACACCCACAAAACAGGAAGAACAUUAUGAUCAACUGGAUGAGUCCGCGAGCUCAGAUGACGAUAAAUUUUCAUUUGUGGAUGAUCAUGACGAUAACUCUGUUUGGCUUUACCCUGAAAUCACACCGAAAUCUGGAAGCAACACGCCCGUUCAUCACAAAUCCCGUAAAUCGCCAAGGGAACUAGAGGUACAAGAUAAGCAAAGCAACGAGCCUCCGGAGCUACCAGAUGACUCGCAGAGCUUCAGUCACUCAGAGAUCUCACGCAUGAAAGGAAUAAUAGUUAAGAAGAAGGAACCAAGUUACGAGAUACAGUCCAUACUAUCCGAGUCUUCCGUUUCUGUGGGAGACUACAAAGUAAGAGCGAGCGUCUCUGGCACUCUUGAGCAAAUCAUCGACAAGCACGGUGACAUUGCAUCCGCUUCAAAAACACAUUCGCUUGCCACGCGAUCCUACUACCUGGACAUGCUUUCCUCGGUGGUUUUAGAACUCCAGACGACACCCUUAAAGCAUCUCACGGAGAACCGAGUUGUGGAAAUGCUAGCGAUUGUUAGAGACGUUGAGUCCGUGAAAAUCAAAGUAGGUUGGCUCAAGCCCGUCCUGGAGGACAUCGUUGAGGCGGUGAAGCACUACGACCAACACAAGAUGGGCCUAAUGGAGAAGGAGGUGUGUGAACGGGAUGUGUUGCUUGCGAGACAAGAAGUGGAGAAACAGGGGAAAGAUCUGAGGGAGAAGGAGAAGGAGAUGAAGGAGUGGAGAGAGAGAGUGACGGAAAUGGCUGGCAAGUUAGGGAAUCUGGAUAUGAGAAGAGCGCGUCUCGACAAGAGCUUUGCGUUUCUGAGUUCCAGGGUGGACAAGUUUCAGGGGAAAUCUGUUUUUGAAGGCAUCUUAUGACCACCCUAAUGCGGAAAUCUGUUUUGCGUCCGGAAAUUCUUUUGUUCAUUAUGUGGGUGACUACUCCUCUAUAUAACAAACAUGCAUGAUACAUAUGUAGUUCAAUGUGGCUUCUUUUUGUUUUAUUCAUAAUUAAUCGCUUCUAGAAAA